CUUCACUGUGGAAGUACUUAGACCAAAGACUAAAAUUUCAGAGUUGUUUGAUAAAGAUUUCUGGCACUUACAUAAAGACUGCAGCUUUCUCUGACUACACUUAACUAAAAGUUGUACCGAGGGGCAACAUUACGAGUUAAGGAUGUAUACGGCCGGACUCAACCCGUUUUACGCAUCGAAUUUUAGUCUUUGGUCUGCUUAUUGUGCGGGUGGUUUCGCUAUGGAUACAAUAAAGAAGCCCUCAUUUUGCAUUGCUGACAUUUUGCAGGUCGGUGAUGCUGAGAACAUCCCGGGAUCCUCGGCCCUCAUGACUCAUAUGGGACACCGUUCUCAGGUUCACGCCUCUGGAUCGCCAUUGCGUCCUUCACCAGUGGGGCCAGAGCAGUCGAUCUACGGUGGGAGAGUGAACCCCGGGUCUCCGUAUCACAGACACGGAAUACACUUAACUUCGGUAUCUAGAACGAGUCUCAGCUCCCAACAAGCUCCCCCACCUUCAAGCAAGGACCUCAAGUUCGGAAUCGAUCGGAUAUUGUCAACAGACUUCGACCCCAAAACAAAAGACAUAUCGUCUUUAAGAGAUCUCACGUCCAUUGUUAGCUCGAACCGUCAGUCAGGGAUCCAGCCAGCGAGCCAGUACUUCGCAUCCAUAGACCCGGGGAUGAGCGACGCGUCCUCCAUGAUGAGCUCACUAAACAGCGCCAGGCAAUCAGGGCAGCAUCAGUUUCAGGACACCUUUCCAGGUCCAUAUGCUGUCCUUACUAAAGACACGAUGCCACAGACGUACAAAAGGAAGAGGUCCUGGUCGCGGGCGGUCUUCUCCAACCUGCAAAGAAAAGGGCUUGAGAAACGAUUCGAAAUACAGAAAUACGUCACCAAACCCGACAGAAAACAACUGGCUGCAAUGCUUGGCCUAACAGACGCACAGGUCAAAGUGUGGUUCCAAAACAGGCGCAUGAAGUGGAGGCAUUCGAAAGAAGCACAGGCACAGAAAGAUAAGGAGAAGGAGACCCCGGACAAGUCACUGACAGAGGCCGAGUCCAAGGAGCCGGAAGAGUCCGAGUGUGAGAGCGAAGCAAGCGAGUCCGAUUUCGAGGAUGGACAGGAGGACAAGAGUGACAUGGACAUUUCUGAGCACAACAAGACUAGUGUGAUCAUGACCGGGGCCAUCCCUGUGAGUACCGAGGAGGCGAACUCAGUCAGUGCCCUUACAGAAGCUGUGCCAUCAUCGCAAAUGUUAAUAUGAGUGCACAGUCAAACGUUAUUUUUUUUUAUGUCAAAUGUAUAAUUUAAUAUAAAUAUUAUUUUGAAAAAGUUAUAUACAGAGCGGAGUUGUCGUAAAGUGGAGGGCCAGUAGGAUACUCUACAGCGUGUAUGGGAUAUUAUGACUCCCUCCAUCUUUCACCUCUGUCAGUCAGUAUUAGGCGAUGUGCAUGACUUUUUCCUCAAUUGAAGGAAAUAUUCUGUUGUGAAUUUUAAUCUGAACCACUUAUUCCGUGUCCUGAAAUCCAAAAACAUGACACAAUGUUACAUGUAAUUUACUGUGGAAGCGUUGAUAAAUAUUGUUGUAUUAUAUGUUGGUCAAUAAUUAUUUGCACUGAAAAUAUUGUAAAUAAAAAGUUUCUUAC
Messenger RNA from Oncorhynchus mykiss (rainbow trout), 1625 nucleotides. Its product is annotated as H2.0-like homeobox protein. NCBI's taxonomy places the organism in Eukaryota, Metazoa, Chordata, Actinopteri, Salmoniformes, Salmonidae. Gene Ontology annotation, biological process: regulation of DNA-templated transcription. Gene Ontology annotation, molecular function: sequence-specific DNA binding; DNA-binding transcription factor activity, RNA polymerase II-specific. The record is from RefSeq and is a predicted model, not a curated record.